Pelobates fuscus (common spadefoot toad) is the source of this 4438-nucleotide messenger RNA. It is a transcript of the gene SLCO5A1, whose product is annotated as solute carrier organic anion transporter family member 5A1. Lineage: Eukaryota; Metazoa; Chordata; Amphibia; Anura; Pelobatidae. The transcript has 10 exons. Gene Ontology annotation, cellular component: plasma membrane. The record is from RefSeq and is a predicted model, not a curated record. Bases 664 to 3276 code for a protein of 870 amino acids. Gene Ontology annotation, molecular function: protein binding. Gene Ontology annotation, biological process: transmembrane transport; sodium-independent organic anion transport.
CAGACUGCCUGCCAGAGGAGAGGGUGCAUGGCAAGUGAAGGAGAUCCCUCACCUACCGGGGUAAUAACGGGACAAGGGAGACGGGGAAGCCACGGUCUGGCAGCCAGGACAGCCCCUCUUCACAGCAGGAGACUCCCUCACUAGCAGAAUGAAUGGUCCAUAAACACCCACAGCCAACAGCAGACCUUGCACACUAUAACAGCACUGAAGACAUUUACUUGAGGCACUGAAACCAAAACAGCUGGUUUAUGAGAUGGAUACUGGAAAGUAAAUGUCAAAAAUGGUGAAGAUACAACAAGAGAAGACACGGCCUACUUUAAGCUGAGGUCUCAUCAGUAUUAAUGGCACUUUUUUGUUAAUUAGCAUCUUGUCCGGAUGGAAACGUCAAAGGGAGAACAACACGAGGACAGCAACCAGGCUGUUUUUGUGUUGAGUAGACGAACAUUUGUUCUACAACCAGCUUUGUCCACAAAGAAAUUUAGAUGGACAUCAUAAUACAUAUGGUUAAAUAUUUCUAUAAAAAUAUUACUUAUUCAGUCUCACUCAUAGCAAAAUGGAAAAAUCCUAACAGGAAAAAUGGAGUGGAAUAUGAUAUAGAGAUUGACAUUAUUUCACAUAGAUCUUAAUUACUGUAUUAGUUUUAAUAAAAAGGAAUAUUUGCACAUGAUGGCUUUGGAUAUUCAAAAAUCCCAGGCUCUUAGUGUCACCUAUCACUCUGAUGGUAAUUAUCAGGAAGAGCUAGGAGAAAAGAUGGAUGGUUCCAGGUCUCAGAGUUUACCAGUCUUAAAUGGUUUCUGUAAAACAUCUUCUCAAGGAAUUGCAUCAAAAGUGGUGGACACAACACGUUCAACUGCAGUUUUGGCACAAACUAGUUUUCAAGGAGUACCUGAUCUGAGAGAUGGCCUGGCCAGAGACGUAUCAUAUGAAAGUAAUGCACUUUCCUCUAGAACAGUAUUUUCUUUGAAAGCACCUAGCUUUAAAGGUAGUGGAAAUCCUGAAAAGACAGAACCUAAUAGAAGCACUAGCAACAGAAAAGGAGUGUCUCGGUCAACGACAUUGUCUACAAUAAGAAGUAGUAAAGUUUUUGGAAUAGCACUGACCGACUCGCGAUGUUUUCUGGUUUGUAUGUGCUUAUUGACAUUCAUUCAAUCCUUGAUGGUCUCUGGUUAUUUGAGCAGUGUGAUUACCACUAUUGAAAGGAGGUAUAGUUUGAAGAGUUCAGAAUCUGGACUUUUGGUGAGUUGUUUUGACAUUGGAAGCCUUUUGGUGGUGGUUUUUAUCAGUUAUUUUGGUGGACGAGGGCGGAGACCUCGAUGGCUUGCUGUAGGAGGAUUGUUCAUUGCUGUUGGAGCUGCACUGUUUUCUUUACCUCAUUUUAUUUCGCCACCAUAUCAAAUUCAAGAGUUGAACUCAUCCAUUGCAAAUGAAGGGUUGUGCGUGGAUAGCACCAAUACGUCCAAAAAUUCCUUAGAUUCAUGUCCAGGGGAAUCAGGUGGGAAGGAUCACUCCCUGUAUGUUGCUUUAUUCGUCUGUGCCCAAAUUCUUAUUGGCAUGGGUUCCACACCUAUCUACACUCUCGGACCGACCUACUUAGAUGACAACGUCAAGAAGGAAAAUGCAUCACUCUAUCUUGCGAUCAUGUACGUCAUGGGAGCCCUUGGUCCCGCCGCAGGAUAUUUGUUAGGAGGGGUCCUUAUUGGUUUUUAUGUAGAUCCCAAAACCAUUGUCCAUAUUGAGCAGAGUGAUCCUCGAUUCAUUGGGAACUGGUGGAGUGGAUUUCUACUUUGUGCCACAGCAAUGCUUCUUGUGAUAUUCCCAAUGUUUACAUUUCCGAAAAAGCUUCCACCACGGCUGAAGAAGAAGAAAAAAAAGAGUAAUUCAUACGACGUUUCCUCUGAUGAUGAUGUAUUAAAGGAGAAGACGAGCAACAAGAUCAAAGUAGAUGCUGGCACUGGUCCGUCAAUUGGGUUUGGAAAAAAUUUUCAAGACCUUCCAAGAGCAGCAGUCAGAAUUUUAAGCAACAUGACAUUCCUUUUUGUGAGUUUGUCAUACACAGCUGAAAGUGCCAUUGUCACCGCUUUUAUUACCUUCAUUCCCAAGUUCAUCGAAUCACAGUUUGGCAUCCCAGCUUCUAGUGCCAGCAUCUACACUGGUUUGAUAAUUGUUCCGAGUGCUGGUGUUGGUAUUGUGCUUGGAGGUUACAUCAUCAAAAAGUUGAAACUUGGCGCCAGGGAAUCAGCCAAGUUAGCGAUGAUCUGCAGCGGUGUAUCUCUGUUGUGUUUUUCCACACUUUUCAUUGUGGGAUGUGAAAGUAUUAACCUCGGUGGAAUCAACAUACCUUACACUACGGGUCCCACGCUAACCAUGACACACCGGAAUUUAACAGGUGGCUGUAAUGUUAACUGCGGCUGUAAAAUACAUGAAUACGCACCAGUCUGUGGAUCAGAUGGAAUUACGUAUUUUAAUCCUUGUCUCGCUGGUUGCAUCAAUGUGGGAAAUCAGAGCAUAGCAAUAAGAAAUUAUACUGAGUGCGCCUGUGUCCAAAGUCGUCAGGUGAUCACUCCGCCAACAGUGGGUCAGCGCAGUCAACUUCGAGUGGUUAUCGUCAAGACAUACCUAAAUGAAAAUGGCUACGCUGUGUCUGGAAAAUGUGAUCGAACCUGCAACACACUCAUUCCAUUUCUCAUAUUCCUCUUCAUUGUUACCCUCAUCACUGCGUGUGCACAGCCCUCUGCAAUCAUAGUUACCCUCAGGUCAGUGGAGGAAGCAGAGAGGCCCUUUGCCUUAGGAAUGCAGUUUGUUCUCUUGCGGACUCUUGCUUACAUUCCUACUCCCAUCUACUUCGGGGCUGUUAUUGAUACAACUUGCAUGCUUUGGCAGCAGGAUUGUGGAGUUCAAGGCUCUUGCUGGGAAUACAACGUGACAUCAUUUCGUUUUGUUUAUUUUGGACUGGCAGCUGGUCUGAAAUUCUUAGGAUUCAUUUUUAUAUUUUUGGCUUGGUAUUCCAUAAAACACAAAGAAGAUCAGUUGCAGAGGAGGCGGUGGAGAAUGUCUCCAAUAAGCACAGUCAGCGAGAUGGUUGGGAAUACAAGAGCUGAGCCAAAUUAUGCACGAACUAGAUCUUGUCCUGCCUUCGGUGGUCGAGAAGAUCACAAUGAAAAUACAAACCUCGAUAGAGGAAUCCAGCAUGUAGCACAAACCUAUCCUGGGCCCUUUCUGGAAGCAAUAAAUACAUCCUUUGAAAAUUCUCAAGAAGAAACACCGGCCGACACAUAAAUCAGAUAAUGAGAUCUAAUUUGGUUGGUUCCGGACGGCGCCUUGUGCAACAUGUGCCUUUUUUAAUGAACUAAACUGGAAAAAGAGAACAUCCCACAGGGUGAUUGAGGGCUGGUUACCUCAAUGAUUAUUUUACCCUCUUCCACAACUGGAGCUUUUAGUUUUCGGUGGCAUCUCCGAACCCAUGUAAUAGUCUUCUGUCCAAAAUAGGCUGGGGCCUCAGCUAAUGGGUGUCAAAUUCCAAUAUUUGGUGCAACCGCCACUCAGGGAGUUGUUCCGUCUUAUGCAGUGUUAAUUGUUUUAUUACAUAUUGAUUAGAGAAAUUCUAAAAAUCUAGACCAGGGCUAGAAAACUUUCUGCACUGCAGAUGUGGUGGACUACAUCUCCAAUAAUGCUCUUACAGCCAUAAUGCUGGCAAACCAAGAGGAGAGAUGUAGUUUACAACAUCUGGAGUGCCGAAAGUUGCCUAACCUGAGUCUAGAAGGAUUAAGUCCCUCAAGAUUCAAGUUUGACACUCCUGCCUUAAGUAGAGAUGUGACGUCCUGGAAAAAAAAUAUUUAGCAAAAAUAAAUCAUUCUCAAAUAUAUAUAUAUUUUUUGUUUUGGGGAGUUUGACCAUUAUUGUAAGCAAAAAAAAAAAGGUAAAAUGUUAUUAAAUGGGAAAUAUUUUGCGUGCCAUUCAAUCAGAUGUAGUAAAAUGAAAAAGAUUUGCCUGAACCAAAAACUAGUUGACAGGAGAUAAAGGUUACCAUGCAAAUAUCUUGUCUAAUCUCCUGUUUAACUACCUUGCUGCCCCUUUGACUAUUAAAUUGAACCUUGAGGAAUCUAAAAGGGUUCAUUUGUCAGGCUAAGCAAUUUGCAUAGUUGUGUAUAGGGCUAAUUAUUCAUCUUAUACUUAUUAUUGGUGUACAAACAGGCCAGGGCAACUAUUAAGUUUAAGACAGUUUAUUCAGAGUUCUAUCACCAGUUAAUGCUUGUUCCAUGCCAUAGGAUUGCACAAUGCUACAUCAAUUUUGUUUCCCAAAGAAAGUGCACCAGACACACUACAGAAUUAUCAUUUGAUCUUUGUUUUCAGCAAAUCAACCCCAUGGUUGACAUUUCAACCCUCCCAGGGCUUGAAACAUAGGCACUAUAUUUGAUAUUUUGAAAAUAAAAGUCACAUG